This is a messenger RNA of Larimichthys crocea (large yellow croaker), 4870 nucleotides long. RefSeq lists its product as uncharacterized. The record is from RefSeq and is a predicted model, not a curated record. NCBI's taxonomy places the organism in Eukaryota, Metazoa, Chordata, Actinopteri, Sciaenidae. The coding region runs from base 3417 to 4094 and encodes 225 amino acids. The transcript is spliced from 3 exons.
AACAAAAAAAAAAAAUUAUGUUUUGUAACAUUUUUAUGAUUGAAAUUGCAUUGUUACUGUUAUUAUUUCCUGUACUGUUUUGAAUUGUAAAUAAGAAAUAUUAAUAUUUAAAAUGUUUGAAAUGUUUCUUUUUAUAAAAUAUACGAUAUAUAAAUAUUUGUUUAGCUGAAUUAAAAAAAAAAAGAACAAAAACUAAAGUUUUAUGUAUAACAUUUAAAUAAAAUUUUGUUAAUGUCCAAAAUUAUUUUCGCUCAGUGUUUCUUCAUCCACUCCCUUGCUGUCGGCGUGGUGACAAAGCGUGCGUCUUCUAUUCUUUCACAGGACGUCACACCUUAUCAGUCAGAUCACUUCCUCUCCCUAUAGUUCAGGUCACUCACUAUGUUAAUCACAUUAAGCCAGGUUUCCAUUCAGGCUGAAAUGAGGCAAGAAAAAAAAAGCUUUCUAAAAUUAAAUCGGCCGUGGCUGCAGCUGUGCAUAGCAGUCCCUCAUAUCCUGUCUAUUGACUGGACCAGGCAGCAGAUAAUUAUAUAUAAUUGUGAGGUCCUUCACCUGCACAAUAGACGGAAAUGUGUGAAAUAGAAAUGUGUAAUGAGCAAACUCAGACUGAAACAAAGACGAAGAAAAUCAAUAUUUGCCUUGGUGCUCUUAAAUCUUUAAAUCUAUCAGCUGCUCAUGCCAACUAUGUUGUUUCCAGUUUUAACACAUGUAACAGUGUGGACUUAAAAAAUGAGACAGAAGGUAAUGCAGGUUGAAUUAUGAUUUGUUGUCUGCUUUCAAAUUUUCUUCAAGGAGUAACAUUUAAUAUGCAGUGGUACUUGGCUUAAAAGGGGCCAGCUCAAAACAUGAAAAGGGUCUUCUGCAUCAAAGCUUUCAGAUAAAAGAGAUCAGGGUUAUUGUGACCAGUAAAAAAGGCUUUUGACUUUAGGUCGACCUGGAAGGAGGGGAGUUUGUGAAGAAGGGCCAGGAGGUCGGUGAAACUCAAUCUGCUAUACUGUUGCCGUACAGUAAUCCUCCAUGAAAAGAAAGGAGCAGACUCCAAAAGCAACAAUCCUUUGUUUUGGAUCAUUGAUUUAUGUCAGACGGGUCAGAACAAAGUCAGCAGCCAAAUGAAUCCGAAUCAGAGCAGCUUGUUCAGAUGUGAUGGAGCCUGGAGGCUCUCAUCAUCACUGCUAUGUGUCCGUCUGUUGUUUGAUCUCGCACUGUUCUCUGCUGUAUUUACCCCGAAGCUCUGUUUUCCUUUGUGCCUUGCAUCUUCAUUGUCGACUCAAUAUUUCACUAUAACCACAACUGAUGCCUGAGCCAGACUAUUUUAUUAGUGUGUGCGAGGAGCUGAGAUGCCAUCUGGAAAAAGGAAUUAACGAAGAGAAUGAUUUUGUUUUAAUUGAUAACAGCAAGACAAUUAGAUGAGUUUUUGAAUCAUCUUCAUUCAUUUCAUUAACUGAUUUGCUGAAUGUUCCCCCUGGUAGACUUUGUUGUAAGUAAGAUUUAAUAUGAGAUUUUAACAUGUCAUAUUUUAAGAUAUUUUCUUAACCAACUAGCCAUUUUUAACACACGUGCAGUAUUUUGGUUGUAAUGCUAUCCAAUGUCAAAAUGAUCUUCUGUAUAUCCUGUUGUGUGCUCUGUUUGCCUUUCUGUAACUACAAAUAACAUAUGUGGCCCCAUGGAACAGUAACUUGUUAUUGGGAUAUCCAUCAGGAAGAAGUAGUUACAGCAACUUAGAGAUACUUUCUGCUAAAAUGUAUUUAUUAUGCGAGAAGGCCCCGACUUUCGGACACAGAAGAGUAUAAAACUUGUGAUUGAGCUUUCAUCGGAAGUUAAAUUACAUUAAAAUUAAGCAUGUACUCUGGCAUGGAAUGAUUUUUUUCCAAUAGUUGGGUAUAAUUACUGACCAGCAGAGUCAUUGUUUAUUUAUUGAUGCUAAGCCUGUGGUUGCAGUAUUGCACAUAAGGAGGUUAAGUGGCCCUGAACAUAGAGCUUGUGGUAAAAGACAGCACGCAGUCCACUGUCUCUGUCAUUUGUCUGUCUAUCUCCACCUGACAAGACCGCUGACACAUUUCUAUCUCUGUCUCUUCACUCUCCCUCUGUGGUCGCAGACCUGACGUAUAGCAGAUUGAGUUUCACCGACCUCCUGGCCCUUCUUCACAAACUCCCCUCCUUCCAGCCAAUUGGUGUUUCUGUCUCUCUCUCCCUCUCUCUCGCCUCCCUCCCCUUCUGCAGUGUAUUUUGUGAACCAGAAAGAGUGGGCUGAUUGGGUUUCUCUCCUCUACAGACCGGCUUCUGUAUGCCUGUCUCCCUCCCAGCGACCUAGACUCUAGUGGGGUCAGGUUGCUGUGAGCCAGCACUAUUCAGUCCAGGUCACAGACAUCAAAAUGUCUCCAAGCCUACCUGGUAGCUAUUGGCUCUUCCUGACAAUAUUUCAUAUUUUAUAUUAUUUUAAAGCGUGCAUCUUUUCAUGUUGGAGUCAGGCCAGCUAAACUACAGGUGUGCUCAGAGGCUGUCUGGUCUAUUUAUAAUGGGUUACAACCUGUGGCCACAUGAGAUCCAUUGGUGCACCUGACCAUACAAUCCCGGCUGUGGACACCCCAUUGAGUGUAAUUAUCUAUAAUUUCCUUCUUUGUGUGCAGCCUGUCUGUAUUUGAUGUCUGUUGCAGUGAUUCCUCCUCUUAUUAUUUAUCAAACGCUUGUUUUGUUUUCAUGUGUUUUUUUUUCCAAGACUGCCUGUCAUCAUUGGGUUAACCCCCUGACCUCUGCCUUUAUCAAACCUCAUGCAUAUUCAUGAGAGAGGACCAUUUAUUAAGUAGGCUUAAAUUAGAGGCCAGCUAACCCCGAUUGUCUCCUUGUCUUCUGAGUGAAAUGAAUGAAACCUUACUGUGCAUACAGUGUCUCUCUUUUUAUAUAUGAUCUUCUGCGCCACAGUCAGACAAAAUACCAAAAGGUGGCCUUUUCUCAGUUUCAUUCCUAGAUUUAUCCUUGCUGACAGAUGUAAUUAAUAUUUUAGAGGGAGGAUAUUGUAAUCCCAACAGAGACAUGAGUAUUACAAGAGGAAGAGGGAGGUGCCAAAAAAAAUCUGAUCCCCUUCAUCUUUUCUUGAGCUAAAACUUGAGAAAAAGUUACUACGCGACUGUUUUGCCUACAAAAGUUGUCAGAAAACUUGCUGGUUCAGUGAUCCUGCAGGUUUAGUAGCUCUCCCGCCAUUCAAGCUCUUGUGCAGUGCACAUUUCAUUUCCGACCCCUGCUUAGUUUUCCUGAAACUAGACGCCGGGUGCUGAUUAAUAAAACAUCCUUUGUGUGCUGCUGGCUGAUCACCGGAGCCCUUUCAGGUGUAUAAGUGGUGAAAGGCGACAUAAUCUGCCCCAGAACAAGAUCUGGACUGAGAUUGAGGCACACAGAAUAGAGAGGAGCACACUAGAAGAAGCAUGUUAAAGCCUCAGCAGCGCGGUGAGCUUCUCCUGUGUGACUCCCCGCCGGUUUUUGGGAAGCCGUGGUACUGGCAGCGCAGCAGCAGCACCAUGGAGAGCACCCGCAGCCUGGCGCAGGUCAUCAUGGAGAUGCGCGAUGAAAUCAAGAAGCUGGAGGAGGAGAACCGAGAGCUGCGAGGAGGCUACGGCCAGCGGUCAUUUGGGGCCGUGCCAGGUGAAGGCAGCUCGGUAUCUGCAGGAGCAGAGCAGUGGGUAGGAAUGGAGGAAAACCCCUAUGUGAACCUGAGGAGAAAUGCAUCUGCGCCAGUCCUGGAGAGAACAUACAAAGAGAACACUGUCAUGACUGUCCGAAGGUACUCCAUAAGCUCCAACCUGUCUGGGGUCACCAUGAGAGAGGGGAGGACAGACAGGGCACAGCGGAGUGACUCUGGUUGGGGAAGACUACAAGAAGAAAUUCAGCAUGGAAACGGCAUCUUUGGUAACACAACUAAAGGAGAAGUGGCAACCAACAGGCACUCCCUGCAGGAAUAUGUACACAAAAACAGAUCCAAAGUAAAAACUGUCACGUUCCUUCUACCCGUGGAUGACAUUUACACCAACCGGCCGGUUCUCACCAAGCACCACGAGGGGCCUAAGAUCACCGAGCUGGCUUCAAUAAGUGAGACAGAUUCUUGAAAGAAGAAGAAGAAGAAGCAGAACUUUUUUUUUUUUUUUUUAAGACUUUGGCCGUGGUCAUGAGACCAACUGAAUUGAGCCCCGGUGGCCUCAAAACACGUUAGCCUCUUCAUUUAGGUCAGUGUAGAUUGGGCUCUUACUGAGUGAGCCAGCAGACCGAUUUUAUCACACCUGACCACACAAACAGAAGACUCUGGUUACAGGUGUUGUUUUCAUCCGGCCAUUGCGAUCCAGGCCCGGUCAACAGUGAUGAGACAUGAGGCCCUCUGCUGUGAGGAUCAGAUGUCUGGACUCUUCUCUCAACCUGGGGUGUUGUUUUUGGAGUGAGACGCACACAUACACCUGCAGGUGACAUCUCUUUUACGGACAGUUGUGGUCACUGACUCAGGCCUCGUGAGCAACGACGUACUCAUUAUUUAUUCAUCUUUGUUUCUUUUCACAAUGUAAACUUAAAUGGAGUUGUCAAGGCCACGUGUGUGUUUGUGUCCGGCUUCUUGACUGCAUUCCUAAAGAGUGUAGUAGUCUAAAUCGCACACUGUAGUGUCUGCUUUCAUGUAUGGAAAGCUCCUUUAUAAAUAUAGCAGUGUAUGAUAAUCAAAGUAAAGCAAUAUAAGCUAUUAUCUGUGAUAUAUGCAGUGUUAUGAAUUGUGACAGAUUUUAAGAAGCUCAUUUAUUAUGACCAUUAUAUUUCACUCUUGUCCUUAUUGUAGGUCCGUUUAAAAUGUCAAAACAAUACAGUAAUAUCAUAUUUAUGUAUUUACAUGACUGCAUUUUGU